CACUGGGUGACACUGGGUGACACUGGGAGGCACUGGGAACCGUGUGGAACAUGAACCGCUCGGGGCAGAUGGAGCAGGAGACCCUCAUAGAGAUGUCUGCGGCCACUGACGAUGAUAUUUCUGUUCUGACCGACCUCAAGAGUCCCGACUCGGCAGGGGACGGCGGGAAUGGAGAUUUCUGUGAGAAUAAUUCCCACGCGGACUCCGAGCUCCCGGGAAAUUCCGAGGGGUUAAGCAGCACAGAGAGCUCGUUUCUCAUCACCAACCAUGAAAGGCUAUUACAGGUGACCCGAAAAUGGCAAAAACACCGUCUGUUUCUGAAGCGCCGGCUCAUGAUAGACAAACAUCACCAGAGCAAGGAUUCCGUCUUCUUCAGGGACGGCGUCCGGAGGAUCGACUUUGUUCUCUCGUACAACGAAGACCCCAACAGAGAAGCCGAGAGGAAGAAAUCCGAAAGAAGAAAAGAAUUUGAAUUGAAUUUACUGAAAUCUGGAUUAGAACUGGAGACGGAACACAAAAGGGAAUCGGAGAACGGAAAGAUCUACUUUAUUAAAAUCCACGCGCCGUGGGAGGUUUUAUCCACCUACGCGGAGGUGCUUAAUAUCAAAGUGCCGAUCCAGAAGAACGAUAUGGCGGCCCCGAUGGAGAACCCGCUGGACUGUCUGCUUACGCCGUUCAAGCUCCCCGAUGACAUCAUGUCGCCGGAGCCCGACUACUUCACGGCGCCGUUCAGUAAACAAAAGGAGGAGCUCUUCCUCAUUAACGACCGCAACACCUUCUUCUCCCCGUCCACGCGGAACCGGAUUGUGUAUUACAUCAUCUCUCGCUGCCCGUACGGAACGGAAGAAGGGAAGAAAAAGUUUGGAAUUAAAAGGCUCCUGAACAACGGGACGUACACGGCCGCGUAUCCCCUUCACGAUUGUCAGUAUUGGAAGCGAGCGAGGGACGAGAAGUGUCAGAGCGAGAGGUACACGCUGUACAUGGAGUGGGCCCGGUUCGGCCGCUUCUUCAAGGAGCAGCCACUGGAUCUCAUCAGGAAGUACUACGGAGAGAAGAUUGGCAUUUAUUUUGCAUGGCUGGGUUUUUAUACGGAAAUGCUGUUUUUUGCCGCCAUUGUUGGCUUCCUGUGUUUCCUGUAUGGAUGGAUCACAAUGGACGACAGUGUCAGUAGUGGGGAAAUUUGUGACCCUCAUAUCGGGGGUCAGAUCAUCAUGUGCCCGCUGUGUGACAAGACGUGCCAAUUCUGGAGACUAAACACAACGUGCGAACCGUCGCGGUAUUCCCAUCUGUUUGACAACGUGGCCACCCUCUUCUUUGCAAUAUUUAUGGGGAUUUGGGUUACUCUGUUCCUGGAGUUUUGGAAAAGGAGACAGGCGCGACUGGAGUAUGAGUGGGACCUGGUGGAUUUUGAAGAGGAACAGCAGCAGCUUCAGCUGAGACCGGAGUAUGAGGUGAAGUGCACUCAGAAACGGAAGAAUCCGGUGACCCAGGAAGUUGAGAUGGUUGUAAAGCGAGGUGCUGUAAAUUUCUUUGGGAAACUGUUCUUAUGCUGGAUGUCCAUUGUCUUCUGGGAAAUGGAGCCUUACUUGCCCGUAACGAGCAAGGCUGCCAGAUUUUGCUUCUCGGGAGCUACGGUGUUAUUCUGGAUCUCCCUAAUUAUUGCCAGUAUGAUUGCCGUCAUAGUUUAUCGUCUGGCGGUCUACGCGGCUUUCGCCAACCUUAUGGAGAACAACGACACCCUGCAGCCCGUCAGCAACCUCCUGACGCCCCAGCUCGCUACGUCGGUGACCGCUUCGUGUCUGAACUUCGUUAUUAUCAUGAUUCUGAACUUCUUAUACGAGCGGGUAGCGAUAUGGAUCACCGACAUGGAAAUCCCGAGGACUCACCUGGAGUACGAGAACCGGCUCACCAUGAAAAUGUUCCUCUUCCAGUUCGUCAAUUACUAUUCCUCCUGCUUCUACGUGGCUUUCUUCAAGGGCAAGUUUGUGGGCUACCCGGCCAAGUACACGUACAUGUUUAACCGCUACAGGAACGAGGAGUGCGAUCCAGCCGGGUGUCUGAUAGAACUGACCACGCAGCUCACCAUAGUCAUGGCCGGGAAGCAGAUUUGGGGGAAUAUACAGGAGGCGUUUGUUCCGUGGACGUGUAAUUGGUGGGGUCGGAGAAAAGCCCGGAACAAUCCCGAGGACCUGUACAGCAGGUGGGAGCAGGACUACGACUUGCAGACAUUCGGCCCUCUUGGCUUAUUCUACGAGUAUUUGGAAAUGGUUAUUCAGUUUGGGUUCAUCACAUUAUUUGUGGCCUCGUUCCCUCUGGCACCACUUCUUGCUCUUCUAAACAACAUCUUGGAGAUCCGUGUGGACUCGUGGAAGUUGACCACGCAGUUCAGGAGGCCGAUAGCCGCCAAAGCUCACAGCAUUGGAGUGUGGCAGGAGAUCCUGAAUGGCAUGGCGGUCCUGUCCGUGGUGACCAAUGCUUUCAUUGUCGCCUUCACAUCGGACAUGAUUCCGCGCCUGGUUUAUUAUUACGCCUACACCGAAAACGCCGGCUCCCCCAUGUCCGGCUACAUAAACAGCAGCCUCUCCUUCUUCAAUGUGUCGGAUUUUUCGGCUGAUCACAUGCCGCUGGAGAACGAGAUGAACGUCACCGUCUGCAGAUACAGAGAUUACCGAUACCCUCCAGACCACGAGAGACGGUAUCUGAACACCAUGCAGUUCUGGCACAUCCUCGCAGCCAAGAUGGCUUUUAUCAUCAUUAUGGAGCACGUCGUCUUCCUCGUUAAAUUCUUCGUUGCUUGGCUGAUUCCUGACGUCCCGUCGGAAGUGAAAGCGCGAAUAAAGCGUGAAAAGUAUCUGACCCAAAAAAUCCUCCAUGAGUAUGAACUUUGCAAAUGGAAGAAGAAGCUACAAGACGAAAACAACUGCGCCGAAGUGGCCAAACAGGUGUUCGCCUCGGAAGGGAAGGUUCAGCUGUCGGCCGUCAUGUAGCCCUCGGCAACGACAGCCAUAUUGCCAGAGGGGCAAGUAUUCUGUGCCCCAGACUAUAACCUCCUGAGUGGAAGGAACGAGUAUCGUCGCUGCACCCGGGUUAUGGAGGAUCUCCUCUCCCUAUACACACACACACACGCAUAUAUACC
Spea bombifrons (plains spadefoot toad) is the source of this 3136-nucleotide messenger RNA. It is a transcript of the gene ANO5, whose product is annotated as anoctamin 5. Gene Ontology annotation, cellular component: plasma membrane. The transcript has 24 exons. Gene Ontology annotation, biological process: chloride transmembrane transport. NCBI's taxonomy places the organism in Eukaryota, Metazoa, Chordata, Amphibia, Anura, Pelobatidae. Bases 51 to 2987 code for a protein of 978 amino acids. Gene Ontology annotation, molecular function: protein dimerization activity; chloride channel activity. The record is from RefSeq and is a predicted model, not a curated record.